Penicillium lagena is the source of this 1539-nucleotide messenger RNA. RefSeq names its product cytochrome P450. Gene Ontology annotation, molecular function: iron ion binding; oxidoreductase activity, acting on paired donors, with incorporation or reduction of molecular oxygen; monooxygenase activity. Lineage: Eukaryota; Fungi; Ascomycota; Eurotiomycetes; Eurotiales; Aspergillaceae. The transcript has 5 exons. The record is from RefSeq and is a predicted model, not a curated record. The coding region runs from base 1 to 1539 and encodes 512 amino acids.
AUGAACUCCCCCGUACUGUACAUAGUGCUGGUGCUAGCCCUGCUGCUGUACCUGCUCGUACGCCACAUUGUCUAUCGCCUGAAUGCACACCCGCUGGCCAAUUUCCCCGGUCCCAAACUUGCUGCGGCGACCUUCCUGUAUGAGUUCUACUACGACGUCCUGAAAAGAGGCAUGUAUCUCUGGGAGAUCGAGCGCAUGCAUGAAACCUACGGUCCCAUUGUACGCAUCAACCCCCGUGAACUGCACAUCAAGGACCCGUCCUUCUACGAGGACAUACACGCCAGCAGUUCUUACAAACGAGCCAAAGACCCCCGGUAUGCCGUGGCCUACGGCUCCCCGAACUCGCUCGUCCAAACCAUCCACCACGACCACCACCGUCUUCGUCGCAGCUUUCUGAGCAACUACUUCUCGCGCCGCUCGGUAGCAAGUCUGACGCCGUACAUCCACGAGAAAGUCGACCAGCUCAUCCACCGCUUCGAAAAGGCCUGUCACAAUGACACCGUGCUACACUUGCAGCUAGAUUUCGCGGCACUGACUGCCGACGUGAUCACGCACUACUCCUACGGCUGGAGCUACGGAUACCUGGAUAAUGAGAGUAGCUCCCGCAGCAACGAUCUCGUUGAUGCGGUCAACGGUGUCAUGUCCAUGUUUCACAUCAAUCGCUUCAUGCCGUUCCUGAUCACGGUUUUCCGUGCUGCGCCGCCGGCCCUGUUGCGCUGGUUGCAGCCGAACAUGGCUGAUUUGUUUGAUUUGAAGGCGAAACUGCGUCAACAGGCAAUGGAUACGAUCCAGAAGAAGAUGGUUGAGAAGGUGGAUGUCGAUGCUGGAGGUGGCGGCACCAUAUUCGACUCGCUGAUUAGUUCGGAUGUCCCCGCGCAGGAGAGAACGCUGGACAGGUUGGAGGAUGAGUCUGCUUUGCUGUUGGGUGCUGGUACGGAGACCACGGCUAGAGCGAUUACGGUUGCCAUGUUUCAUCUGAUGAGCCGUCCGGGGCUUAUGCAUACACUGCGCGAGGAGCUGAAGACAGUGCUGUCGACGCCUACCUCCAAGGCCUCGUGGACUGAUCUGGAGAAGCUGCCGUACCUGACCGGAGUAGUGAACGAAGGUUUGCGUCUAGCACACGGCAUGACAGCUCGUCUGGCGCGCAUUUCGCCGACCGACCCUCUCUUCUACAAGGACUGGGUCAUACCUGCAGGUACACCCGUCAGCCAGUCCAAUUACUUCGUACACAUGGACUCGACCCUAUUCCCUCAUCCGGAAACGUUUGAUCCCGAGCGCUGGAUCCGCGCAGCAGAAAGAGGUGAGUAUCUGAGUCGAUUUAUUGUCGCGUUCACCAAGGGGAGUCGGCAGUGUCUCGGAAUCAAUCUCGCCUACGCAGAAAUCUACCUCGCUCUAGCGCACGUCGUGCGCCGAUUCGACUUCGCGCCGUAUGACACGACCGUUGCAAAUGUUAGUGUUUGGCGUGAACUGGGGAUUGGAUAUCCGAAGGAGGGUCGCUUUGGGGUUCGGGCGACUGUGUCAGCCAUUGUAGAGGAUUGA